Talpa occidentalis (Iberian mole) is the source of this 3175-nucleotide messenger RNA. RefSeq names its product prostaglandin E receptor 4 (gene PTGER4). The transcript is spliced from 3 exons. NCBI's taxonomy places the organism in Eukaryota, Metazoa, Chordata, Mammalia, Eulipotyphla, Talpidae. Gene Ontology annotation, cellular component: plasma membrane. Gene Ontology annotation, molecular function: prostaglandin E receptor activity. The record is from RefSeq and is a predicted model, not a curated record. The coding region runs from base 338 to 1828 and encodes 496 amino acids. Gene Ontology annotation, biological process: positive regulation of cytosolic calcium ion concentration; adenylate cyclase-activating G protein-coupled receptor signaling pathway; inflammatory response.
UGCCACCUGCGCGCCAGAGCGCACACCUGAGCGCCGUGUGCCCACGGGCGGGACCUGCGGCUUCCGCGAGUCCGAGACUCAUCUUCCAAGGAACGAACCAAAGCAAGAAAACGAAAUCCCACGUCGGGGUGCCCUCACCCAUCCCGCUGCCCGGCUGGGGUUCCAAGCGUUUGAGAGCUGCCCGCGCUGCCCCCAGCUCCGGAACAUUAGCAGUCGUCGAGACCCGUCUUUCGGGAAGCAAAGUCUUGGCAAGCUCCUCGCUGAGUAGGCGGGAGGCUUGCCCCGGGGGACUUACGGGGCUGCCACCACCGCAGCCAGCUCAGACCUAGCCUCUUGCAUGGCAACGCAGCCUGCAGCCGCCCCAGCCAUGUCCACUCCCGGGGCCAAUGAGUCCGGCUCCUCCAACUCCGAAGGGCCAUACAAGCAAGUGACCAUCCCGGCUGUGAUGUUCAUCGUCGGGGUGGUGGGCAACCUGGUGGCCAUCGUAGUGCUGUGCAAGUCGCGCAAGGAGAAGAAGGAAACAACCUUCUACACCUUGGUGUGCGGGCUGGCCGUCACCGACCUGCUGGGCACGUUGCUGGUGAGCCCGGUGACCAUCGCCACCUACGUGAAGGGCAGUUGGCCGGGGGACCGCGCGCUGUGCGAAUACAGCACCUUCAUCCUGCUGUUCUUCGGCCUGUCGGGCCUCAGCAUCAUCUGUGCCAUGAGUAUCGAGCGCUACCUGGCCAUCAACCACGCCUACUUCUACAGCCACUACGUGGACAAGAGGCUCGCCGGCCUCACCCUCUUCGCGGUCUAUGCAUCCAACGUGCUCUUCUGCGCGCUGCCCAACAUGGGCCUGGGCAGCUCGCGGCUGCAGUACCCGGAUACCUGGUGCUUCAUCGAUUGGACCUCCAAUGUGACAACACAAGCCGCCUUCUCCUACAUGUACGCGGGCUUCAGCUCCUUCCUCAUCCUCGCCACAGUGGUCUGCAACGUGCUGGUGUGCUGCGCGCUGCUCCGCAUGCACCGCCAGUUCAUGCGCCGCACCUCGCUGGGCACCGAGCAGCACCACGCGCUGGCCGUGACCUCGGUGGCUUGCAGGGGCGUCCCGGCCAACACCUCCCCCGCGCUGCAGCGCCUCAGCGACUUUCGCCGCCGCCGGAGCUUCCGCCCCAUCGCGGGAGCCGAAAUCCAGAUGGUCAUCUUACUCAUCGCCACCUCCCUGGUGAUGCUCAUCUGCUCCACCCCGCUGGUGGUGCGAGUGUUCAUCAACCAGUUAUAUCAACAACCUUCGGAAAAAGAUGUCAUCAAAAAUCUAGAUUUGCAGGCCAUUCGAAUUGCUUCUGUGAACCCCAUCCUGGACCCCUGGAUAUAUAUCCUGCUGAGGAAGACUGUGCUCAGUAAGGCCAUAAAGAAGAUCAAAUGCCUCUUCUGUCGCAUUGGCGGGUCCCACAGGGACCAUUCAGGACCACACUGCUCAGAAAGUAGGCGGACAUCUUCCCCUAUGACGGGCCACUCACACUCCUUCCUCUCCCGGGAGCUGAAGGAGAUCAGCAGCACCUCCCAGACCCUCCUCUACCUGCCUGAGCUCAGCGAAAACGGCCUUGGAGGCAGGAAUUUGCUCCCGGGUGUGCCAGGCGUGGGCCUGGCCUGCUCAGACACCACCUCGCUGAGGACUUUGCGAAUUUCAGAGACCUCAGACUCCUCUCAGGGGCAGGACUCGGAGAGUGUCCUGCUGGUGGAUGAGGCUGGUGGGAGUAUCAGGGCUGGACCUGCCCCAAAGGGGAGCACCCUGCAAGUCACGUUUCCCAAUGAAACUCUGAACUUAUCAGAAAAAUGUAUAUAGUAGCAACGGAAAGAGAGCACUGUUUCCGAAGCUGACAAAAUCCCGUGCAACAGACACAUAAAGUGCUUGGCUGUGCUCAGAAGGGCUAUUUUCGACCUAUCUCUCACCUAUAGAACAUCUUGACCUUUGAGCACUUUGCAAACAAUCCAUUUGAUUCACAUGGGGCCUGAGGGCUGAAGCGAGUUGGUUGUCACCUCACUGUGAAGGGGGUUUCACAACUUGGCCUGGGAGCCACAGAUUGCAACUUGAAGGCUGGGCUGGGACGAUCUGCUCUCAGUUGUUCUACUUGAUAAGAGAUGGGGUUGAUUUUGUUAUUUUCAUAACAGCAAGAGCUUUCUAGCUGGCACACAGCAGGCCAGGUACAGAGGGCUGGACUCCAGUAAACAAGGACAACCUGUGGAAGGUUUAAGUGUCUCACUAAAGCAUGAAAUGUGAAUUUUAUUGUUGUAAAUAUGAUUUAAAUAUUUAAAGUUUUUCUUCUCUGUGAGAAGGUUGAUUGUUAAUACAAAGUAUAAUAAAAGUAUGGUAACCCCCGUCCCCCCUGUAUAACCAGCAGAAGUUACACUUGUCAGAUUUUUUUUUCAUUAACGGGUUCAGGUCAAGGUAUUGAAAACUCACAGUAAGACAACUCUAUCAAUAAAAACAAAAAGAAACAUUUUUAAAAGAGAAUGUUUAGUACUAUUAAAAGAACAAAGAAAAAUACCAUUUGAGACAUGAAAAUUAGAGUGCAAAAUACUACAAAACUUUCCAGACUAUACGUAAUGCAUAGAGAAACAUUUUUGGUAAUGCUACAUUUAUCCAGAAAACUGUGAUUUUAGGAGAACCUAACAUACUGGUAAAUAUUUUCUACUUUUUAAAAAUGUAACAUAAAUUUUAAAAAAAAUUUAGUAAAUAACCCAUAAUUGAAGUGUAAAAAAUGAAAAAGUCUGUCAGUAGUUUAUUUUCCCCUUGAAAAUGUGCAUAAUUUUGAUUUCCUAAGGAAAAAUGUAGACUAUCAUCUAAAAUUUAAGAAGGCAGAUGUAACUUCAAGACCCCCGGAAGAUGAACUGUGGAAGAACUGGUUAAUUGGCCUUUCAAAUGUCCUAGGCAUUGAACACAGAACAUAAGAGGUCAGAACGUGGGCACGUAAGCAUUCUUUUCUAAGUCUUGUGUAACACUCAGUGAUGCCAUGCACGUAUUUGAAGGAAAUUUCUCAAAGAAAUACUUAAGCAUGUUUUGUUGCUCAAAGUGUUUUGUGAAUUGUUUGGUUGUAAUUAAAUUCUGAGCCUGAUAGUGAUAUGGUUUCAAGAAGCAGUUGUACCAACUGAAAUUUUUUUGGAGAUUAAAAAAAAUAAAUAACAAUCUGAG